CAUCCAAAAACAACAAGGAAAAAAAUGAUGCAAAUUAAAGUUCCUUAACCCAAACCCUCUAUUCAAAAUCUUCCCCUCUCUCUCUCUCUCUCUCUCAACUUUCCUUCAACCUAAGCAAAGCAAAGCAAAGCAAAAGCAAGCCCUUUCUUAUCUUCCUCCAAACUAUUAGGCUCCAACUCUCAUUUGACUUCAACUUUCAUGCAUACCUUAAACUUUGCCCAACAAAAUCUUAUAGCUUCUCGUUCUUCGUUCUUCGUUCUUCGUUCUUCGUUCUUCGUUCGCAUAAGCUAAACAAAUGAUGGCUGGAAACCCUAAUUGGUGGGGCAUGUUUUCACCUUCCUUCUCUUCUUUUGCUGAACAGCCUCAAUCAUGGAGCCAACUUCUGUUAGGAGAGGAAGAAAGGGUUUUGAACCAAACCCAGAUGGGUCAUUAUCAACCAAAAAAGUUGGAGAAUUGGGAGCACCAAAUCUUGGAUCAUACCACCACCACCAAUCCUUCACCACCUCCACCCCCUAACUUUGUUGAUAUUGUCAAACAAGAAUUUUCCAACACCAACAAAUUUCUUAACUUUUCUUCUCACAAUACUAACUUCCCAGAUCUCACCCACAAUCAACCCGCCCAUCACUUGCCCGAGGUGAGAUUUAGUUGCAAGUCCUUCGAACAGUCGAACCACAUCGCCCCUGUAUCGGGUAGCGCAUGUAAGAAGGCUAGAAUUCAUCCCCCAUCUUCAAGCCAACCACCUCUAAAGGUGAGGAAGGAGAAACUCGUAGAUCGAAUAACCGCUCUUCACCAAAUCGUUUCUCCAUUCGGAAAGACUGAUACGGCGUCUGUGCUGUCAGAAGCAAUUGGGUAUAUCAGAUUUCUUCAGGGACAAAUCGAGGCACUUAGCUACCCAUAUCUGCGCAGUGCACCAAAGCAUGUGAGGGACUCAGGAAGUGGUGGAGAAGAAAUGAGAAGGGAAGAGAAGGCAGUGAAGGAGUUGAGGAGCAGAGGGCUGUGCUUGGUUCCAGUCUCAUGCACACAACUGGUUGGAGGGGACAACAAUGGAGCUGCUUACUGGGCUCCUGCUUAUGGAAAUGGGUUUUGAUUUAAUUUUAAUUACAGCUCCUAAUCAUCAACAAUUAAAGCUUUGGGAAAUGGCUUAAUUAGUAUUAAUAUUAUUAUUAUUAUAAUUAGUAUAA
Messenger RNA from Cucurbita pepo subsp. pepo (vegetable marrow), 1181 nucleotides. RefSeq names its product transcription factor bHLH133. Gene Ontology annotation, cellular component: nucleus. Gene Ontology annotation, biological process: regulation of transcription by RNA polymerase II. NCBI's taxonomy places the organism in Eukaryota, Viridiplantae, Streptophyta, Magnoliopsida, Cucurbitales, Cucurbitaceae. The record is from RefSeq and is a predicted model, not a curated record. Gene Ontology annotation, molecular function: protein dimerization activity; RNA polymerase II cis-regulatory region sequence-specific DNA binding; DNA-binding transcription factor activity, RNA polymerase II-specific.